Raphanus sativus (radish) is the source of this 1059-nucleotide messenger RNA. RefSeq names its product F-box/kelch-repeat protein At4g38940-like. Lineage: Eukaryota; Viridiplantae; Streptophyta; Magnoliopsida; Brassicales; Brassicaceae. The record is from RefSeq and is a predicted model, not a curated record. Gene Ontology annotation, molecular function: protein binding. Bases 1 to 1059 code for a protein of 352 amino acids. The transcript has a single exon.
AUGGUUUCCAAACGACGGUCGUCUCUGAUUCUUCCCUCACUUCCUGAAGAUGUCAUCAUUGACAUCUUAGCGCGUUCAUCAAGAUUCGACUAUCCAGCACUCUCCCUUGUUUCCAAGCACUUUCGAUCACUCGUUGCUUCGCCUGAUCUAUACGCAAGAAGAUCCUUGUUGGCCUGCAAGGAGCACUGUAUCUACGUUGCCCUCUUUGACAUAGACAGCUGUGAUUUUUACCGUUGGUAUAUCCUCUGCCGGAAAGCCGACGGCCGUCACUGCUUGGUCCGUGCCCCCUCGACGUUUUCCUAUUUUUAUUACCAUGCAGGCGCUGUGGCAGUGGGUUCAAGGAUAUAUGUUUUUGGUGUGACUGACCAAACAAAUAUGACGACAAAUGCGUUUAGCAUGGAUUGUAGAUCCCACACGGUGGAACCCAUCCCUAGCAUCCCUGUUCCUUUGGUUUGUACAUUCGCUGGCUUCGUCGACGGGAAAAUAUAUGUUAUUGGAGAUGGCGCCGGCGAUCAUUACCCAGAGAAGGCUAUGCUGGUGUUCGAUACAGAAACACAAAAGUGGGAGCAUGUGAUGACUACGCCAGAGAUGAAUAAAGCUCUCACAACAAGCUACGCUUAUGUGGUGAUGGCUGAUAAAAUAUACACAAUGGAUUGUUCUGGAAGAAGCUAUGUGUACGACCCAAAGGAAAGUAAAUGGGAAACAGAGGAUAUGCUGCGUUCUGUCUAUUGGGAGAAUGCAUGUGUGGUUGAUGAUGUAUUGUACUACCGUGAUUGGUUCGUGAACACCUUAAGAGCGUAUGAUCCAAUUCAGAAGUCUUGGGGAGUGGUGGAAGGCUUGAAAGAAUUGUUGGCUGCGCCAAUAUCUUCAAAGUGGUCACGUACUCUUAACUACGGUGGGAAUCUGGCUUUGCUAUUUGGAAGACCAAGUGGGAUUUGGUGUGCGGAGAUUUCGCUGGAAAGAAGUCAAGGAGGGCAGAUUUGGGGUAAAGUUGAGUGGUGUAAGCAUGUUUUGACUGGAAAUUUUAGAGUUAAGAAAUCUCUAGAUGUUGUAGUUUGA